CAAGGGCGCCAUACUGCAUUACCAGAGAAGUGGACUGGCCCUAGCCCACAUCAGCCAUGGGGCGCGUGCGUACCAAGACCGUGAAGAAGGCGGCUCGCGUCAUCGUGGAGAAGUACUUCCCAAAGCUCACGCUGGACUUCCAGGUGAACAAGAAGAUCGCGGAGGAGGUCGCGACGAUCCCGUCGAAGCGCUUGCGCAACAAGAUUGCCGGCUUCACCACGCACCUGAUGAAGAGGAUCCAGCGCGGCCCGGUGCGCGGCAUCUCCCUGAAGCUGCAGGAGGAGGAGCGCGAGCGGCGUAUGGAGUACGUGCCGGACCGGUCCGAGGUGGACAUCGAGAACAUCCAGGUGGACCCCGACACGCGCGACAUGCUCAGGGAGCUCGACAUGGACAAGCUGCCCAACAUCACCACCGGCUCCCUGGGGCUCGGGCGGGCCAUGGGCCGGCGCUGAGCGCCGGGCGUGCGCGCGCGCGCGGCCUGCCAUCGCGGCAAUCGGGUGCAGCAUUGGGGGGGGAAGGGCUGAGGGGGGGGAAUGCAUCGACUCCCAACCGCCCAUUCGUCCUCCUCCUCUUCUUCUUUGGCAUCCUCCCAGAGCUCCCCCUCGCCGAGUGGAAGAGAGGACAGGCGGGCGUGGGUCAGCACUGUGAGAGAAGCCCCCAUGUCUGUUGGUGGGGACGGCUCUCAUCCCGAUGCUUUCCCAUGCUGGCGUGUUCUGCCCUGUAG
Molecule: messenger RNA, 724 nt
Organism: Prorocentrum cordatum
Lineage: Eukaryota; Dinophyceae; Prorocentrales; Prorocentraceae
Source: the annotation of a GenBank genome assembly